CGCCUGCCUUUUACGUCACGCUCCGCCUGCGUGCUGCUUCCGGGUCAGAGGUCAGGCGGCCGGGCGCAGUGUGGGUCAUGGUGCAGCUCAGGCCGCGGCCGUCCCGCGUCCCAGCGUCGGCGUCGGCGAUGGUGGACGAGGGCCAGCCCGCCUCGGAGGAGGAGGAAGAGGCGGAGCACGGCCUGUUGCUCGGGCAGCCGAGCAGCGGCGCGGCCGCCGAGCCGCUGGAGGAAGACGAGGAAGGAGACGAUGAGCUCGACGACGAGGCCCCGGAGGAGCUGACUUUCGCCAGCGCCCAGGCGGAAGCGAAAGAAGAGGAGCGGCGAGUUCGGGAGACAGUGCGCAGGGAUAAAACGCUUCUGAAAGAGAAGAGGAAGCGGCGCGAGGAGCUGUUCAUCGAACAGAAGAAAAGAAAACUCCUUCCAGAUACUAUUCUAGAGAAGUUAACUACAGCUUCACAAACUAGUGUGAAGAAAUCAUUGGGGAAGUUGAAAGAAGUUAAUGUGCAAAAGGACAAUGAAGAACGUGAGAAAGGAAGUGACUCUAAGAAAGCUAAAAAGAAAGUGCAAAAAGUACAGACUGUUGGCCAGAAUAAAAGCUACUUGGCUGUAAGGCUAAAAGACCAAGAUCUGAGAGAUUCAAGGCAAGAAGCAGCCAAAGCCUUCAUACAGAAUUGUUUAUAUGGUCCUGGAACCAACAGAACUACUGUAAACAAGUUCCUGUCUCUUGACAACAAGAGGUUACCGGUGAAAAAGGCUGCAGCCCAGUUUUUGAAUCACACUUGGGGAUCCCAGAAAAAACAAAACGCCAGGAGGUUUAAAAAACGUUGGAUGGUCAAAAAGAUGAAAACUUCUAAGAAGUAAAUCAGAGCUAAAUGAAGAACGAGUACUUUGUAUGUAUAGAAUUUAUAAUUAUUUAGUUUACAGGAUUUAAUUUUUCUGAAAAAAUUAAUAAAUCACUGACAAAUCUUUUAAAGGGU
This is a messenger RNA of Hippopotamus amphibius kiboko, 979 nucleotides long. RefSeq names its product nucleolar protein 7 (gene NOL7). Gene Ontology annotation, cellular component: nucleus. Gene Ontology annotation, molecular function: RNA binding. The transcript has 8 exons. NCBI's taxonomy places the organism in Eukaryota, Metazoa, Chordata, Mammalia, Artiodactyla, Hippopotamidae. The record is from RefSeq and is a predicted model, not a curated record. Bases 78 to 863 code for a protein of 261 amino acids.